GGACACGUAAGUUACAUUAUUGAUUUUUAUAUGGAUAUACAUAGAUAUCUAAUCAAUGAUAAAAACCAUAUACAACUGCCGUAAUCUACUGAAGUGUGCACUGGACAAAUAGUUGCUUCUACUAGAAGACGUGUUUAAUUGUAACUUUGUUAGAAAAAGGUUUAAUAUGCCUUUACGGCCGUUAUCUACUGAACUAGCUGAAAAAGCUCGCUUGGAGCUUAACGAGGAUCCAAAUCGUAUAAACGAUGAUCUGCAACAUAUGAAGGAUUGGAUAGCGAAGCAACCACAUCUACGAGCAAGAACGGAUGAUCAAUGGCUGAUAGCGUUUCUCCGCGGAUGUAAAUUUAGCUUAGAAAGAACAAAGGAGAAAUUAGAUUUAUAUUACUCUGUUCGUAACACGGCACCUGAAUUUUAUCGAAUUAAACACACUGAUCCUAUAUUUAAUGAAAUUCUGGAACUGGGAUCGACAGUAAUAUUGCCAAAAGUAGCAAGUCCUGAUGCACCUCGUAUUUCAAUUGUGAGACCUGGACAAUACAAUCCUGAAAAAUAUUCAAUCGCCGAUGUCUUGUCAGUCAACACUGUUAUUGAUAAGAUAUCAUUAAUGGAAGACGACAAUAUGGUGAUAGCUGGUAACCAAUUCAUCUUGGAUUUAGACAAUGUCACAAUGUCGCAUCUCUUACAAAUGACACCGAUGACUAUGAAAAAGAUGGUCGUAGCUUCGCAGGACGCAUUGCCCUUACGUAUGAAGGGAGCUCAUUAUCUAAAUACUCCAACAGGCUUCGAGACCGUGUUCAAUGCAAUGAAAAGUUUAUUGAACACCAAGAAUCAGAGCCGACUCUACGUGCACAACAAAAACUACGAGGAUAUGUACAAAUACAUACCCAAGGAGAUCUUGCCUGCAGAAUACGGCGGUGAUGGUGGUACUGUUAAGGAGAUCACAGACUAUUGGAAAAAGAAAGUGGAGGAGUACAGCGAUUUCUUGGAGACGGACUAUCAGUACGGCACUGACGAGACCAAACGUCGCGGCAAGCCGAAGACCGCGGAGGACAUGUUCGGAUUAGACGGCUCCUUCAGGCAGCUGAAUUUUGACUGAUAAUUUGGAAGGAAACAUUAUUGUUUUACAUUUAAAU
Papilio polytes (common Mormon) is the source of this 1130-nucleotide messenger RNA. Its product is annotated as clavesin-2-like. Lineage: Eukaryota; Metazoa; Arthropoda; Insecta; Lepidoptera; Papilionidae. Gene Ontology annotation, molecular function: phosphatidylinositol bisphosphate binding. Gene Ontology annotation, cellular component: membrane. The transcript has 7 exons. Bases 167 to 1093 code for a protein of 308 amino acids. The record is from RefSeq and is a predicted model, not a curated record.